AUGGCGGCUAGUCUGAUCAGCGAGAGUAGCAGCGAGCAGCCACCGCCGCGGCGCGUCGUUGCAGUUGCACCAUCUGUCAGGAGCCGAGCCGGCGGGGAGGGGGCUGCUGCGGGAGAGGAGGAGGGGUUGCCGCGGGCUAAAGGCCGCCGAGACCCACCCGUCUGCCGGCUGCGGGAGCCAAGGCGAGGCUGCCCUCGCAGUCGCGCGUCCUCCACCGUCCGUGCACGCAGCACUGCUCCCCGCGCACCGAAGACUCCCCGGGUGCACACAAAGCCUCCGCGGCGCCUGGAGGGAUCCGGCAGCCGGGCCGGGGACAUCCCAGUGCCGCCCCCUCCGCGCUCUCGGAGGCCCCCCGGCUCCGGGGCCCGCCGAGGAGCAGCCGGAGCCACCUCGGCCGAGCUGGAGGAGGGCGGGGAGAGGACCAUCCAGGGAAACUCCACCCACGGCGGCCGGGGACGCGGCCGCGGAGCUGUCCCGAGACGCGUGGCCGCGAGGGACGCGCCCAGACCCGGCCGAGCGAAGCGAGGGGACGCGCGAGGAAGCUGCAGGCGCAGGGCCGAGAAACGGCCGCGAGAGCCCUGGUCCGCCCGCGACCCCGCCCGCCGCCGCCGCCACCCACCCUACCCUCCCCACGCAGAUCGCAAGCCCCACGUGGACACCUCCAGACCCGGGAGACGGAGCGCGGUCCGGGAGCAGUUACGCGCGUCCCCCUCAACACCCCCCAGGCCCGGCUCCUCCUGGGAGGCGCUCCGGUCCGGGGUCCCAGGCCAGGAAAAGAAGAAUCCCAGAGUGAUGUUUCCUGAAGGAUUUCCAAGGGUAUCUACCUCCAAUUCAUUUGAAAGCUUUAAAGAAGUUGGGCCUGAAAGGGUCACUGACUUGUCCAGGGACAUUCUUUUUGUUUGUGAUGGAGCCAGGAGGAAAAUACAGUGCCCUUCACUCUCUCUCAGAUGAUGAUCUCUUAGAGAAGAGCCAGAAAAACAAAACAAACAUUUGUGGCAAAUUUUUUUCACCACCACCACCAUGUUGGCUUCAGAGCAAGAUAAACAUCCAGGAACACCUUGUAAUCCAGGCAUUGACAUUUUUCCUUUAAGAAAACUAUCCUGUAAAUGUGACACUGCAGAGCCUACUUCCCUGGGUCUCAUACCAUUCGUCCCUCUCUGUAAAUCUUCAAGAAAGAAGAUGAUGAGUUUAAUGAAUGUGAGUUAUGGCUCCUUAAUAUUAGAGAAGAGAGAACUUAUUGUGAAGAAAAUUUUUAUGAAUAAAAUAGAAAUGAAAGUUCUCGGUUAUCAAAAGGAAAUUAGUGAGCAUUAGAUAGUUCAGAUUUGGGAGCAAGUUUUUGAAGGUAAUAAAUAUGGAAAAGCUUUCUGUGAACAAGGCUGCCCUCAUUACACCUAAGAGUGCCCAUGCAAAGUAGAAUUCUUAUAAUAAAUUUGGAAAAAAAUAUGUUAUAAAUCAAUUCUUAUUGUCUCACAGAAAAUUCUCCCAGAGGAGAAGAGUAAUUAUGAAUUUAAUGAGUUUGAAGGUAAUGAAAAUGGGAGUGAUUGCUAUAGGAUCAAUCAACUUCAAAGAACUGAAGGAGGGAAAACUUCCAGCAAAAAAUCAGACAAUCACUAUGAUUAACUGUAAAAAUAUAUUAAAAAAAUAGUUCUUUCAUGAAACAAAUGUACAAUACUGUUACAAAGAGUUAAUAUUAAAAGAGUAUAUAUGAAAAAAAUGUACCUUUUGAAAACUAUGGAAUGUAGUUAAUAGUAAUAUCUUAAUAUUCUUUCAUCAACAGUAACAACGGUACCACAUCAAUACUAUGGGUCAGUAACAGGGUUGGGGGAGGAUAAGGGGUAUGGGAAGAUUUGGAUUUUCUUUAUUUUUAUUUCUUUUCUGGAGUAAUGAAAAUGUUCUAAAAUUGAUCAUGGUGAUGUAUGCACAACUAUGUGAUGAUACUGAGCCAUUGAUUGUAUACUUUGGAUGGUUUGUAUGGUAUGUGAAUAUAUCUCAAUAAAAUUACAUUAAAGAAAAAGAAUUAUGAGAAAAAACAAAACAAGGUAUCUGAAUAUCUAAUAUAGA
This is a messenger RNA of Choloepus didactylus (southern two-toed sloth), 2061 nucleotides long. RefSeq names its product serine/arginine-rich splicing factor SR45-like. The record is from RefSeq and is a predicted model, not a curated record. Lineage: Eukaryota; Metazoa; Chordata; Mammalia; Pilosa; Megalonychidae. The transcript is spliced from 5 exons. The coding region runs from base 1 to 951 and encodes 316 amino acids.